UCCCUGGUUGGUCCUUUUUGGUGACAAAUGGCUUCACCUUGUAUUUAUGUACCAGGAAAGUUGAUUUGAAUGGCGAUUCCACACUUGCAUUCUGUGCAAUCUGUGAGAGUUUCUUCCCCGUGCCGCAUUUCCUUUCCUAACCAGUAUCAUUAUGGUAGAAGCAAUUUAAGUAGAAAGAGCAGUUCUCUUAUUUAUGCUUCCACCAGCAACUUUGACAGGGACCUCCAUCUUCAAUUAAAGGUUGAAACAGUGUUAGAUAGUGUAAAAUGGGAUGACAAAGGUUUAGCAGUGGCCAUAGCUCAAAACGUUGACACAGAAGCCAUCUUGAUGCAAGGCUUUGCUAACAGGGAGGCAGUGGCCACGACAAUUUCCUCACGGAAGGCUACAUUCUACAGUCGGUCGCAAUCAACCUUGUGGACAAAGGGAGAGACCUCCAAUAAUUUCAUUAAUGUCCAAGAAAUCUUCCUUGAUUGUGACCGAGACUCUAUAAUAUACCUUGGGAAGCCUGAUGGACCUACCUGCCACACAGGGUCCGAGACGUGCUAUUGCACCCCAGUGCUUGAUUUGUUGGAAUAUCGACAGGAUGAAGAACAUAAAUUAGCUUUGACCAUUUGUACUCAUUAGAGUCGACAAUUGCCAGCGAAACGAAGAAUUAGAAGUUUUAGAGAGUGGAAAGCCCUCGUGGACUCGCCGUCUACUAUCUGAUGAGAAGUUGUUGUGCUAAAAAAUCAGGAAAGAGGCGGACGAGCUACGCCAAACACUGGAGGAGAAUGAAGAUAGGUUGUGUGCUGCCUCGGAGAUGGCAUAUGUGCUUUAUCAUGGCAUGGCUCUGCUAGGCAGUAAAGGCGUGAAAAUGGAAGAGGUUUUGGAAAUUCUUCGACGUAGGUUUUCCCAAUCGGGUAUCGAGGAAAAGAGAAACCGCAAGUCACAAGCCUAGACACGGGCAGCUAAGUCUGUCAAGUUUAAAUGAUUUGCUUUGAUCACCUCUUCUGUUUUAUCGUUUUAUUCACCAUAUAUUGUGGUCUUAAUUUGUACCAGGAGUAUUUCUGAACCUAAAUUUGCAGCUAAUUUGGGUAGGGUGCGUGAUUUUAAAUCUCAAUCAUUUGGUUAACUA
Messenger RNA from Malus domestica (apple), 1114 nucleotides. The record is from RefSeq and is a predicted model, not a curated record. Lineage: Eukaryota; Viridiplantae; Streptophyta; Magnoliopsida; Rosales; Rosaceae.